Ophidiomyces ophidiicola is the source of this 555-nucleotide messenger RNA. RefSeq lists its product as uncharacterized. Gene Ontology annotation, molecular function: structural constituent of ribosome; small ribosomal subunit rRNA binding. NCBI's taxonomy places the organism in Eukaryota, Fungi, Ascomycota, Eurotiomycetes, Onygenales, Onygenaceae. Gene Ontology annotation, biological process: mitochondrial translation. Gene Ontology annotation, cellular component: ribosome; mitochondrial small ribosomal subunit. The coding region runs from base 1 to 555 and encodes 184 amino acids. The transcript is spliced from 3 exons. The record is from RefSeq and is a predicted model, not a curated record.
AUGCUGAAAAAACUAAACCCGCUACUUUCAAAUUCCUUCCUCCGCCCUGUGGCGCCACAACAUGUGUGCCGUUUCGGGACAUCGACACCCAAAGAUGACCCUUUCCAGUCAGGAUACAGUGCGUUUCUAGAGCGGAAAGUAUUACACCAGCAAAAAGAACAGCGAGUCGCGCAGCAUGUGAUCGAGCAGAGAAUCCACCUCGCAAAAAUAAAGCAUAUGGAGAGAUAUCAGACCCGUGAAUGGAAGACUGGCGAUGUAUACGCCCCCCGCGAUCUUUCUCCUGGAGAAAUGAGGAAGUGGAGGGCUCGGCAAAGCCCGUCCAUUGACGUUUUCGAUGUUCUCGCCAUCAACCCUUUACACCUGUACACGAACUUCUCGAUCAUGUCGGAUUACAUGAGCGAAAUGGGACGGAUAAAGCCCCGGUCAGUAACUGGCCUGCGUCGUGUAAAUCAACGCAGGAUUGCAAAAGCAAUAAGGAGAGCUGUGGGUCUGGGUCUCAUGCCUAGUGUAUAUCGGCACCCGGAGAUUCUCUUGUUAAAGAACAGGGCGGGGUGA